GUUAACAGCAUAUUGGUAACUUAACCGCAUGCUGAUGCAAGAAAUCAUCCCAGAAGAAAAUGUGGCAAGGAAAGUAUCAUUCAGCACAAAAGCCAUGGCCGUCUUCAUCGCACUACUGCUCCUCUUCCUCAACGGAGCGGAUGGAGCUUAUAUUGUCGGGGGCAGAGAAGCGGCCCCUCACUCACACCCCUACAUGGCCUCAUUGCAGUUUGCAGGUCGUCACAUCUGUGGAGGGGCCCUGAUCAGGGAGGACUUUGUGCUCACGGCGGCUCACUGUCGCAUCAGACCACGUUUCACAGUCGUGGUUGGAGUUGACUCCCUGAGAGCAGAUGAGCCAACAAGGCAGGAGCGGACCGCAGUCAGAGCUAUUCAACACCCAGACUAUGAUGGACAGCAAAACGACAUCAUGCUUCUAAAGCUCAACAGAAGGGUGCAACUUAACAACGCAGUACAGCUGAUCACACUCAGAACAGGUCCUGUUCGACCCUUGAGUCGCUGCCUGACUGCAGGUUGGGGGGACAUCGGAGACAACAACACCUUACCUGACACGCUUCAAGAGGUCAACGUGACGAUCCUCUCACAGCGGACGUGUCGCCAAAGAUGGCUAGGUGUUCGCAUCACUCAGGGGAUGAUUUGUGGCACCGGAGAGCAGAAUAUCCAAGGAUUUUGCUCGGGUGAUUCUGGUGGCCCGUUGAUUUGCAAUGGGGCAUCGGCAGGCGUGGUCUCCUUCUCUGGACGAAUAUGUGGAAAUCAGAGGACACCUGAUGUCUACACACGAAUCUCAUCCUUCACAGACUGGAUAACAAGGGUCUUGGACAACAAUUAGAUGAAUAACAGAGAAAGCUUUGAUUAGCUUUGGCCUUAUAGAAGAGAGGUCUUAUACCCACCUUGCAUCACCAUGUACAGAUGCGCUUUUACGAAUAAUAAAAAUUCUAGAAUCAUAUCCUGUGUAUCUCGGACGUUCAGUUUAUCGUGUCAUAAAAUUACAUAACCAAUGUAGAUAAAGUACUAUUACAAUAUAAAUGUCACAGCUAUUCAACUCUAUUUCUCCUUUAUCAGCAGAUACAGAAAGAAAGCUGAACUGGCCUGACGCUGAGAACCCCAUUUAUAUAGAUAUUUAGAGACGGUCUGUGUUCUCUAGUGUUUUCACCAUGUCAAAACAAGAUCAUUAACCACACUGCUCUAACUAGGGGGGUUUAUUUGAUUUAAUAAAAUAAUGAUCAUAAAAAUAAUAAUGACGAUAAGUAUCUAUUUAUUUAUUGUUUUACUCAGAAGUUUUGCAAUACAGAUAAAAUUUAAUUCAUAUUUAUGUGCGUGUUCCAAAAGUCUUUUUGGAAGGACAAAUAUUGAGUGAGAGUCAAGAUGUUAGUUAUAUUUUGUUUGUUUUGUACUAGUGAUUUCAAUACUUCCAAUUAUUAUCUACAAUUUAUCUACAAUCAAUUUUUCAUGUGAUUUUUCAUUGGCUGUAAUGUCCCUAUGGGAAUAACUUUAAUGACUAUACUAAUAUAAUAAGAUUUAUAAAGUGGAAGAUGUGUAGAUCUGCGGACAUCAUCCCAACAAUAUGUUAUAUUCAUCAAGGAGGUUUUUUAGAUAGAUCAAGCCACUUCUUUCCAUGUGUUCCUCAACAAACAUUUACCUCCAACUGAUAUAGUGACAUAAUUCCUUUUCCAAGAUGUCAAUAGCUUGCUAGUGAUAUUUGGGAGAUUUACAGAUGAUUUAGAGUACACUAACUACAUUUGAUUCAGAACUCUCACCCACCUAUCAAUUUAAAUAUAUUUUACUUAUGACAUGAUAAUACAUAAUUAAAUUCCAUCAUGAGUUAGAAAGUGAAUUUUAAAAGCGCAAUUUAAUAAAUGAAGUGUAGAACUUCCAAUUGUCGUCUUUCCAAAAACUGUUUUCUUAGCAUAUUUUCCAAAAUAAAUUUUCAAAAUAUAUCAUUUACUUACAUUUUUCACAGCAUUAUACUAUUACUUGUGAAGUCGUCUUCCAAACCCCAAAUUUUAAUGAAAAUCUGAGGUAUUGAAGGAACAUCAAGGUGUAUUACUCAUACAUUUGAGUCAAUGUAGUCAAUUUGCGAGUACAUGAAGACUUUCCAAAAAAACAUUACUCAUUUGCUCUCACCAGUG
Molecule: messenger RNA, 2126 nt
Organism: Synchiropus splendidus (mandarinfish)
Lineage: Eukaryota; Metazoa; Chordata; Actinopteri; Syngnathiformes; Callionymidae
Product: serine protease 57-like
Exons: 5
Coding region: 29-826 (265 amino acids)
Biological process (GO): proteolysis
Molecular function (GO): serine-type endopeptidase activity
Source: RefSeq, a predicted model, not a curated record